AUGUGGUGGUUUCAGAGAGGUCUCUGUGCUCUUCCGGGGUCUCUAGUUAUCUGGUCAUCCGAUACAUUCCUCAUCUCUUAUGCCACAGCGGUCGUGUUGGGCCAUGCUGACAUACUCAUUCCAUACAUAAGUGACACAGGCACUGAGGUUCCUGAACGCUGUGUGUUUUGCUUCAUGCUGUCAAUCUCAGCUUUCUCAGGUAAUGCUGUGUUGGGCACCAUGUAUGUGCGAUAUAAACAAGUUCAGGCUUUGAUUUCAGCCUCUGAGUCGGGCUUACAGCUGCUGACCUAUACAUGCCUCCUGAUGGGCAUUGUCAGCACUGUAGGGAUGUGCUUUGUGGCCAACUUCCAGAAAACAGAUAUGAGAUCCAUCCACCUUUUGGGAGCAGGGCUGACCUUUGGUGCUGGGACGUUGUAUGUACUGGUCCAGACUGGCAUGUCGUAUCGCAUGCAGCCACGUUUCCACGGCAGGGAUAUUUUUUGGGCUCGUAUGGCUGUGGGAAUGUGGUCGCUCAUUAGCAUAAUUACAUUUUUCAUAUCCUCUGUAUUAAUGUAUGAUGACCUGCCUGGCGUGGAUGUAGCUAAUAAUUUCCACUUGCAGGCAGCCCAGAGAGAGAGUAAGACAGAUGAUACACUUGAUCUGAAGUUACUAUACAGGGACAAACCCAGCACGCACCAGGUCAGUGCUGCAGCUGAAUGGUCUCUGGCAUCCUCCUUCAUCUGCUUCUUCCUCACGUAUAUACAUGAUUUCCAGAAAAUCACUUUGCGGGUUCAGCCUGUUCUUCAGAGUAACCAUCUUUACAACUAUCCUCACUAUGAAGAGAGAGAGCACCUGCAGCAUGGAGAGCGUUCACCUCUGCUGGCUGGUGCCAUGUGAGAGACAAUCUGCCACCGUGUGUCUGACAUCCAGCACUGCAGCCGGCACUCAGUGGACAGUACUUCACAGAUUUGAGUGUUCCCGAGGAAACUUUUCACGUUCAAGAGAAGCUCCUGUAACUUCUAAGCUUUCUGCAUUAUUCUGAGAAUAUUGAGAGAGAGUCUAGGUAUGUAUGUACAGAUAUUUUUACACACGUUUUAUCGCCAAA
Sinocyclocheilus anshuiensis is the source of this 1084-nucleotide messenger RNA. It is a transcript of the gene dram2a, whose product is annotated as DNA-damage regulated autophagy modulator 2a. Lineage: Eukaryota; Metazoa; Chordata; Actinopteri; Cypriniformes; Cyprinidae. Gene Ontology annotation, biological process: regulation of autophagy; photoreceptor cell maintenance. The transcript is spliced from 7 exons. The record is from RefSeq and is a predicted model, not a curated record. The coding region runs from base 1 to 876 and encodes 291 amino acids. Gene Ontology annotation, cellular component: lysosome.